CACUGUCAGUGCUAAUAGAUAUGCCUUCCACAAAGUCUUCCACGAUACUUUCCAGUGAACCUAUAGUCGAGGAUUGUGAAGAGAAUACUCAAUUGCCUUCAGGUGCCAUCCCUGCAGCAGACACCCUACGCGGUUGGCUUGUUGUCGCUGGUGCGUUCAUUUACUUCAUGAUGUCAAUUGGGUGUGUCAACUCAUAUGGGGUGUAUAAUCAGGAAUACCAGAUCAACGAGUUCCCACAUGUUCCGUCAUCUACCCUGGCGUGGAUUGGUACCAUGCAGUUUGGUACUAUUGGGUUUUUAGCUGUUGGGUCAGGUAUAUUGGUCGAGCGCUUUGAUGCGCGGUGGGUCGGUGGAGUAGGAACUAUCAUCGCUGGAACCGGACUACUAGCCGCCUCCGCAUGUACCACGCCUACACAGCUUGUUGUCACCCAAGGAAUUAUAUUUGGCAUCGGGGGAUCGGGGCUUGUGGUUGUUGCAAUGAGCUUGCCUUUGCAGUGGAUGGACAAGUACCGGCCUCUAGCAGCGGGAAUUGCUGUGGCUGGUAGUUCGAUUGGUGGUCUGUGGAUGUCGUUCGCCACUCGGGCUAUGGUCAGCAGACUUGGUCGUCAGUGGGCACUAAGAAUCACCGGGUUGCUCCUAAUUGCUGUGUGUGGAGCAGCUACGCCGCUGAUGAAGCGCCGGAUACAUGUUCCGCCUAGAGACAAGAUAAUCGACUACACAGUGCUUGGAAACGCCAAGUUUGUGAUAUUGUUUUUGUUUGGGAUCGUUGGAAUGGCUGGGUAUUACCUACCGUAUGCGUAUAUGCCGUCGUUCUCAGUAGUUGUUCUCCACCAGGAACCAUCCUGGGGAGCAGUUAUCUCUGCAAUUUUAAAUGUCGGCAGCUUCUUUGGGCGGAUUAUAACUGGGACACUCGCUGGGUCUAUCGGUUCAACCAAUGCUCUACUUCUCAGCACAUUCCUUGCGGUACUCAGCAUACUUGGUCUAUGGCUCCCUUUCAAGAACCUGGCUGUCCUGGCUGUCGCCGCAUUUCUUUUUGGGUCUAGCAGCGGUAGCAUUGUAUCUUUGGUACCUGUUGUAACUGCGACAUUGUUUGGGAUUAAGAGGUUGCCUAGCAUCCUGGGUCUCAUUCUUAUCUCAUACUCGUUUGGAAUGCUGCUGGGCUCCCCGGUGGGCGGCCGCCUGCUGGAUGUGUAUGGACAUGGGACAAACUACAUGCCGCUGCUUAUCUACAGUGGUGCAGUGUAUGCAGUUGGCCUUGUCCUGUUUAUUAUCCUUCGUUGGUCAAUGUCGAACGAUAUUCGUCAGAUCAUUUAAGAUGGCUUUUGGAAAGUGAAUAUAUCUAUGAUCAGUAUGCCAUAGAUAACGGGGCUAUUGAGAAUAGACAGUGGUCGAUGUAUUUGCAAU
Linderina pennispora is the source of this 1403-nucleotide messenger RNA. RefSeq names its product MFS general substrate transporter. The coding region runs from base 21 to 1313 and encodes 430 amino acids. Gene Ontology annotation, biological process: transmembrane transport. The transcript has a single exon. The record is from RefSeq and is a predicted model, not a curated record. NCBI's taxonomy places the organism in Eukaryota, Fungi, Kickxellomycota, Kickxellomycetes, Kickxellales, Kickxellaceae. Gene Ontology annotation, cellular component: fungal-type vacuole membrane. Gene Ontology annotation, molecular function: transmembrane transporter activity.